CGCGCGCGGCAGCUCAGCUUCUCUCUAUUUCUCUUUGUGUAAAUAGCCGACAAGCCGCAGGUGAAGCUGGAGGCCAGCGUGCAUCUCUCUCCUCAGUAUGAGUGCAGCGGAAGAGAGAGACAGGCUCCUCCGUGGAGCGACGAACUGGCUCAAAUGUCCCGACACAUCUACACUCGACACGGGACAAAUGACGGCGCGUCUAAAGCCGUGUUUCAGAUCAACAGAGGCACCUAUUCCCGUCGCAGCCGUCUCAAGAGGUCUGACGGCAGCACUACUUCCACCAGUUUCAUCCUCCGUCAGGGUUCAGCUGAUUCCUACACGAGCAGGCCAUCUGACUCAGAUGUAUCUCUGGAGGAAGAACAGGUUGGCCGCCAGGAGAGAGAGCAACAGGCCGUGGCGCAACUGGAGAGGGCUAAGGCCAAAGCAGUGGCGUUUGCUGUGAAGACAAAUGUCAGUUACUGUGGUGCUCUGGAUGAAGAUGUUCCUGUUGCUGGAACUGCCAUUUCCUUUGACACUAAAGACUUUCUCCACAUCAAGGAGAAGUACAACAAUGAUUGGUGGAUUGGGCGACUGGUAAAGGAGGGGUGUGACAUUGGUUUUAUCCCGAGCCCUUUAAAACUGGAGAAUAUCCGUCUUCAGCAGGAGCAGAAGAGGGGGCGCUUCCACGGGAAGUCCAGUGGGAAUUCCUCUUCCAGCCUUGGAGAGAUGGUGUCAGGCACGUUCAAAACCAAUCCUCCAUCUGCAGCUAAACAGAAACAGAAAGUGGCUGAGCAUAUUCCUCCAUAUGAUGUCGUCCCCUCCAUGAGGCCAGUGGUUUUGGUUGGUCCUUCACUAAAGGGAUAUGAGGUGACAGAUAUGAUGCAGAAAGCACUUUUUGACUUCCUGAAGCACAGGUUUGAUGGCAGGAUAUCUAUUACAAGAGUGACAGCAGACAUCUCAUUAGCAAAGAGAUCUGUGCUCAACAACCCAAGCAAGAGAGCCAUUAUUGAAAGAUCCAACACCAGGUCAAACUUGGCGGAAGUCCAGAGUGAGAUCGAGAGGAUCUUCGAGCUGGCUAGAUCUCUUCAGCUGGUUGUUCUGGAUGCUGACACGAUCAACCACCCAGCUCAGCUCAUUAAGACCUCAUUAGCACCCAUUAUUGUGCAUGUCAAAGUGUCUUCUCCCAAGGUCUUGCAGCGGUUGAUCAAAUCACGUGGGAAAUCACAGAGCAAGCACCUCAAUGUACAGUUGGUGGCUGCAGACAAAUUGGCUCAGUGUCCUCCGGAAAUGUUUGACAUUAUUUUGGAUGAAAACCAGCUAGAGGAUGCAUGCGAACACCUGUCAGAGUACCUGGAAGCCUACUGGCGGGCAACACACACGUCAUUGAGCACUCCACUCAACCCUCUGCUGGGACGCAACCUGGGCCCCACUGCUCUCACUCCCUACCCCACAGCCAUCUCUACUUUGCAGAGCCAAAGAAACAAAAACAGGAACCAUUCUAGCGAUCAUUCUCCAAUUGAGAAGUGCAGUCUAAUGACUGCAACUGAAAACUACCACAAUACCGAGCGUCAACAGAAGAGCCGGGAGCAAUGGCCACUGGUGGAGGAGGACUACACCGACCCAUACCAGGACACGUACAAACCACACCGGAGCCGUGGCUCUCCAGGGGGAUACAGCAACGAGUCACACCACAGAACCUAAGUUCACUUCUGUCAUCAUCGGAGACCUUUUCAGAAGCAUAGUACCUUGUAUUCCCUCUCGCACUGGUUCUCACCAAUGGGGAAAAAUUGGGGCACGUUUGCUUUAAUGUCUGUAAAAUGUUUGUCAGAGAAAUUUGAGGUACAGUAUUCUGCAUUUCAAAAUAUCUCAGUGAGGGAAUUAUGAUCGUGGAUAGCCAAAAAUUAAUUGCUGUCCCUCUGGUAAAUUAUCUCUCUAAGGAUUCAGGUCUUGUAGGUAAGUUCUCUGUGCAUUUGCAGGGUCAGGUGAUGAAGCAGGAUGGCUCAGGUCAAGAUGCAGAAAUGGCACAGUGUCAAGACCCUUUUGCACGUAUUUAGUAAUUACUAGAAAUAGAGCGCACAAUUCCAGAGCAAUGCCAGUGUAUGACAUUUGUUCAUAUGGUGUCAGUUCUGAUUGAGAGUGCUCAGAGAGCCUCAGGAACAGGACAUUAAAAGGUGGAUAUAAAAGUCUACAUGCCUCUGUUAAAAUUGCAGGGUUUUGUGAUGUCAAAAAUUAAACCAAGAUAAAACAUGUCAGACAUUUUUCAAUCUUUAAUGUGAUACAGAAACCAACAAGAUCAAAGUGAAAAUCAAAUAGAAUUGAUAUAGGGGGAAAAAAAAUAAAAUAAUAACAAUAGAAAAACAGUAACCUGGUUGCAUAAGUGUGCGCACCCUUUUAUAAUGGGGCGUGUGGCCUGUGCUCAGAAUGAACCAAUCACAUAAACUCAUGUUCAAAAGUAAUUAUCACACAGCUGUUAUCAACAAAGUAAUUCAGAUUAACCUCAAAGUUCAGCUGUUUCCGUGGGAUUUUCUUGAUAUGUUCUUGGUUUCAUCCAAUUGCUGUAGCUGUGGUCUGCAAAGAGCGUACAAAGCAUGUACAAUCUCAUUAUUGAAAAGUAUCACUCAGGAGAAGGGUACAAAAGAGUUUCCUAAAAAUUAAACUGUGUCAUAGCGUGUUAUGAUCUGAUGAAACCAAAGCAGAACUUUUUGACAUAAUUCUAAAAGAUAUGUUUGGC
Ictalurus furcatus (blue catfish) is the source of this 2710-nucleotide messenger RNA. It is a transcript of the gene cacnb4a, whose product is annotated as calcium channel, voltage-dependent, beta 4a subunit. The record is from RefSeq and is a predicted model, not a curated record. The transcript is spliced from 14 exons. Gene Ontology annotation, biological process: neuromuscular junction development; chemical synaptic transmission; calcium ion transmembrane transport. NCBI's taxonomy places the organism in Eukaryota, Metazoa, Chordata, Actinopteri, Siluriformes, Ictaluridae. Gene Ontology annotation, molecular function: high voltage-gated calcium channel activity; protein binding. Gene Ontology annotation, cellular component: voltage-gated calcium channel complex. Bases 154 to 1680 code for a protein of 508 amino acids.